GCUGAUGACGUUCGAGCCCGCGCUCGCAGUUUCUGCAACUGGGGAACAGAGUUGAGGAAGGAGCUGGGGUCCGACGGUAGGAAGUCACGGUGCAGUCGGGCGGAGCUGCGUCGGGCGGCAGGUAAUAAUUUCAAGAUGCCUGGACGUUCCAGUUCAAAUUCAGGCUCAACUGGUUUUAUAUCCUUCAGCGGCAUAGAAUCUGCUCUCUCCUCCUUAAAAAACUUCCAGAACUGCAUCAACACUGGGAUGGACACAGCCUCUAGUGUUGCUCUGGAUCUUGUGGAAACUCAGACCGAAGUGAGUAGUGAAUACAGCAUGGAUAAGGCGAUGGUUGAAUUCGUUAUGAUGGAUCGGGAACUAAACCAUUAUGUAAAGGCUGUUCAGUCCAUGAUAAAUCACGUAAAAGAAGAACGUCCAGAAAAUAUACCAGAUCUGAAAUUAUUAGUGGAGAUGAAGUUCUUGGCUUUACAGAAUAAGAAUUCUGAUGCAGACUUUCAAAAUAAUGAAAAAUUUGUACAAUUCAAACAACAGCUGAAAGAACUGAAGAAGCAAUCAGGGAGACCCACGGAAGAUGGAGGACGCAGUGAGUGCGGCAAGAUUAAGGAUAAGGAAGCAAGUAGAGCAGGCAAUGAACGAGAUGGUCUGCAGGCAGAACGAGAGGCCGAGGGCACAGAAGGAGUGGAUGAGGACAUGAUCGUGACCCAGAGUCAGACCAACUUCAUCUGCCCCAUUACGCAGUUGGAAAUGAAGAAGCCAGUGAAAAACAAAGUGUGUGGCCACAUCUACGAAGAGGAGGCCAUUGUUCGAAUGAUCGAGUCCAAGCACAGACGGAAGAAAAAGGCCUGUUGCCCUAAAAUCGGCUGCAGCCACACGGACGUGAGAAUGAGCGACCUCGUCCAGGAGGAGGUGCUCAGAAGGGCGAUCGAGAGCCACCACAAGAAGAGACACCGCGAGUCCGAGUAGCAAGGACCCGCCUCCCCGCAGGGGAGCCCGCAGCAGCCUACCUCCUGCCCCAGCCGCCCGGAGAGAGCGCGCCGUCCGGGCGCUCGGACUGGCUGCACUGCAUGCCUCGUUUGGGGUAACACUCGAAGGUUUUAAGUGUCAUCGAAAGCAUUUUUCUAUGUUCCAAUAAAAACUCAAGGAAAGCCUA
Molecule: messenger RNA, 1150 nt
Organism: Phyllostomus hastatus (greater spear-nosed bat)
Lineage: Eukaryota; Metazoa; Chordata; Mammalia; Chiroptera; Phyllostomidae
Gene: NSMCE2
Product: NSE2 (MMS21) homolog, SMC5-SMC6 complex SUMO ligase
Exons: 8
Coding region: 136-963 (275 amino acids)
Biological process (GO): double-strand break repair via homologous recombination; protein sumoylation
Cellular component (GO): Smc5-Smc6 complex; nucleus
Molecular function (GO): SUMO ligase activity; zinc ion binding
Source: RefSeq, a predicted model, not a curated record